UUUGUACCCUGCACAUCCGUCUCAGUCUCUCUCCCACUCCCUGAGUCCGGCCCUCAGUGGGGGUUUCAGGCUGGAACGCGUCCUCCUCCGGUGCAGUCCGGUCCGCUCAAGUUGUCCCGCUGCCUGCAAAGCGCCGACUCUGCUGCGCAGACAUGGCACCUGUCCUCCAAAUGUUUGCUGUCAUCAUCGCAUCAGCGCUCCUGCAAACUGCGACAUCGGCCCACCUCAAUGAGACUAUUUUUGCUGUGACGGUGAGCUCCCAGGUAAGAGGAGGGAAACAAGAGACCCUGUGUGCCCAGAUCCACGGCCCCACGGAGCCCGUCUCUCUGACUAUUGCCCUUGAAAUGGACUCUGGCAACACCGUCAUCCUGGAGGAAGCUGUCAAACAGGACUUUUACCGCUGCUUAAACUUCCAGGUCCCAACAGUGCGCACCAGAACCGUAGCCACCAUUAAUGUCACUAUUCAGGGUGAGAGCGCUUUGCUGAGCAAGAAGUCCAAAAUCCUCAUUGAGCCUCCUGCUUUCAUCCAUAUCAUCCAGACUGAUAAACCUAUCUACAAACCUGGCCAGACAGUCCAGUUCCGAAUCGUCUCUAUGGAUACCAAUUUCAUCCCUGUAGAUCGAGUGUACAAAGUGGUGGAGCUCCAGGAACCCAAUUCAAAUCGCAUUGCCCAGUGGUUGGAUAAGCCCAUUGUUAGCAGCAUCCUUGAUCUUUCACACCCUAUGAUUCCUGAGGCUGCACAAGGAACCUACACGAUCACAGCCACGACGGACAAAGGAGAGCAAAUAUCCCACACUUUUGAAAUCAAGGAAUAUGUUUUGCCAAAGUAUGAGGUAAAGGUUCAUCUACCAAGUGUGAUAACCAUCCUGGACCAAGAGGCAACUGUACAGAUUUGUGGAAAAUACACCUAUGGGAAACCAGUUGUUGGUUCAGUGAAGGCAGUGUUUUGUAGAAAGGCCAUCCGCUUUUACUGGUAUAUAAGUAUCCAAGAAAGUGACAUCUGCAAGACAUAUGAACUGACAACAGAUAAAAGUGGUUGUGCCACACAAACUGUGAACAUGACAGAGUUUUCCCUCAGCAAGACCGUGUACGAUGACAGCUUUGAGGUGAAUGCUGAAAUGGAGGAAUACGGCACAGGGGUCAUUCUGAAAGGCAGUGGGCGGACAAGCUUUAGCAUUCACAUUAGAACUGUCACCUUUGAGGAUGUACCUGCAGUGUACAAGCCUGGCAUCCCCUUCGAAGGAAAGGUGAAAAUGGUCGGUCCAGAUAGCAAACCUGUCGCCAGUGAGGCUGUGUAUCUGUUUGUCGGUGACACACAAAACAUUACGCUCACUACAGACAUGAACGGCAUGGCUUCCUUUUCUUUGGACACCACCCUCUGGAAAGACACUGUGAAUCUAAAGGCGACGUCUAGAAAGACUGCAGCGAGCGAGCCAUAUGUGCAUAAUGUGCGGAGAGCGGAGCACAGGGCGGCCUACCACCACGUCGCUGAAUUUUACUCCAAGAGCAGUAGUUUUUUGAAGCUCAUGCACGUCAGCGGGAAGAUCUCCUGUGACAAAGAUGCAACUGUGCGCGCUCAGUACAUCAUCCAGGGGGAGGAGAUAAAGAAGGGACAGGAAGUCCUUGACUUCUUUUACCUGGUGAUGUCUAGGGGAGGAAUUGUGCAGCAUGGACGUGUCCCAGUUGAGGUUGAAGCAGGAACUGUCAACAAAGGCGAGUUGUCUGUAUCACUCCGUCAGGUUACAAACCUGGCACCAUUUGCCCAAGUGGUAGUUUACACUGUGAUGCCCAGUGGGGAGACUGUGGCCGAUAGCCAGGACUUCCCCAUUCAGCUCUGCCUCAACAACAAGGUGUCUCUGAAGUUCUCCUCUCUCCAGGAGCUUCCAGCAGAGAAGACCACGCUCAGUCUCCAGGCUCACCCAGGCUCCAUGUGUUCUGUCAGAGCCAUAGACCAGAGCGUCCUCCUGCUGCAGCAAGAGCAGGAACUCAAUAUCGACUAUGUGUUUGGCCAGCUCCCUUUACAGAAGCUCUCGGGAUACUCCUAUGAGGUUGAAGACUUUGAACCAUAUCCCUGCUUCCCUGUUCCAGUGCCAGUGCCAGAGCCAGAACCGGAAAUAGAACCAGAACCAGAGCCAGAAGUCCAACCAGAUCCGGAGCUUGGGGUCAACGCUGGUCGUGCAAAGCGAUCAAUCUACUAUAGGCCCAAUCAGAAGAAUGAUGUCUACAGCAUAUUUAAAGAAAUUGGAAUAAAAAUUGUGACCAACUCCGAUGUGAAAAAACCUUACAAAUGCCAUGAAAGGAACCAUGACUUAUAUUACUAUGAUGAAAAUGUGAUGGUGCAUGCAGAAGAUGUCGCAUACAGCUAUGCGGCCUUUGAAGAUCAAAUGCCCGACUCUCCACCUGAUGAAGAUCAAGCUGGAAUGACCAAGGAGACCAUUAGAACAUACUUCCCUGAGACCUGGAUCUGGGAGCUGGUUUCUGUUGGAGACAAUGGGUCAGUGAAUGUGGAAAAGACGGUCCCUGAUACCAUCACUAAGUGGGCUGCUGGAGCUUUCUGCGUCUCCCCUGUGGGCUUUGGCGUGUCCCCCAGCACUGGACUGACUGCCUUCCAGCCGUUCUUUGUCAGUCUCACCUUGCCCUAUUCUGUCAUCCGAGGGGAGGUGUUUACUCUCAAAGCCACCGUCUUCAACUAUCUCUCCAAAUGCAUUAUGGUUAAGAUUACACUGGCUGAUUCAGACCAAUACGCUGCCAGAAAAUGUGAUGGCUGCCAGUACAGUGUGUGUCUGUGCGGGGAGGAGAGCAGGACCUUCUCAUGGAUUGUAACGCCAACUGCCCUAGGUCAGGUGAAUCUGAAGGUCAGCGCAGAGGCCCUGAAGACUGACAUUCUGUGUGGCAACGAGGUGGCCACUGUCCCCAGCACGGGCCAAAUCGACACGGUGGUCCGCAACCUGCUGGUGGAGGCUGAAGGAACACCACAGAUGGUCAGUCACAACGCUCUCCUCUGUCCCGCAGAGGGGCCUGUGGAGAAGAAAAUCUCCCUUCUGAUACCUGAGAUGUUUGUGGCUGGAUCAGCCAGGGCUUCUGUCUCUGUACUGGGUGACCUGAUGGGCCGAGCCAUGAAGAACCUGGACAAGCUCCUGGCCAUGCCAUACGGCUGCGGGGAACAGAACAUGGUGCUGUUCGCUCCCAACAUCUUCAUCCUCAACUACCUGAAAAGCACAGGUCAGCUGACUGAGAAGAUUCAGGACAAGGCAACACGCUUCCUGGAGAGCGGAUAUCAGAGGGAGCUUACAUACAAGCAUGACGACGGCUCCUACAGUGCCUUUGGAAAGAAUGAUGAGUCUGGAAACACCUGGCUGACCUCUUUUGUGAUGAAGUCCUUUGGUGGGGCGAUACCGUACAUCUUUGUGGAUCCCAAGCACAUUAAAGACGCAAAGAGGUGGCUGUCCAAACACCAACAGACUAAUGGCUGCAUCAGAUCUGUGGGAAAACUCUUCCACAAUGGCAUGAAGGGAGGAGUGAGUGACGACGUGUCCCUGACAGCCUACAUCACUGCUGCCAUGCUGGAGUUGGACGCCAACGUCACGGACCCCGUGAUACACAACUGCCUGAGCUGUCUCAAGGAAGCAGUGGCCCGUCAGAUGGACAACCUGUACACCACCGCCCUGCUGUCCUACACCUUCACUCUGGCUGGAGACCAGGAGAUGAGGAGCAAACUCAUCACAUACCUGCACCAGAAGUCCAACACCCAGGGUGGCACCCGUCACUGGGACAGAGCAGGGGCUUCUGGGAAAGGCCUGGACUCUUUGGAGGUGGAGAUGACCUCCUACGUGCUGCUGGCUCUGCUCUCCGGUCCGGCCCUGCCGGACUUUGGUCUGGAUUACUCCUCCGGCAUUGUCCGCUGGCUGGCUCAGCAGCAGAACCCGUACGGGGGCUUCUCUUCCACACAGGACACUGUGGUGGCCCUCCAGGCGCUGGCUAAGUACGGCGCUGCCACCUACAGUGAGGAGGGCAGCACUACAGUGACGGUGACGUCGUUAGGAGGCCUGAACAAAGAGUUCACGGUGGAUCAGAGCAACAGGCUCCUGUACCAGGAGGAGAAGCUGAGCGAGGUCCCUGGAGAGUACACGAUCAAAGCCCAGGGACAGAGCUGCGUGCUGGCACAGAUCUCCAUGCAUUACAACGUCCCCCCUCCCCCUGACUUCUCUGCCUUCAACAUCUCCACCAACACCAUGACCAAGUGCAACAUCACCAGGCCUCAGCUCAUCCUCUUUGUGCAUGUCAGGUACCAGGGCAGGAGAGAGGAAACAAACAUGGUGAUCAUCAACAUCAAACUGCUGUCUGGAUACAUUCUAGAUAAGGUCUCGCUGAAGCUGCUGAAGAGCGACCGCUCCGUGAAGCGUGUGGACGUGGAGGAAGGAUUCAUCAACAUCUACUUAGAUGGGCUGAAGAAGGAUGAGACAAAGAUAUACAGUGUGACACUAGAGGAGGAUCUGCCUGUCAGGAACCUGAAACCAGCUGUGGUCAAAGUCUACGAUUACUACCAGACAAGCGACGAGGCCGUCACUGACUACACCUCCCCCUGUGCAGAGAGCGACAGCAUCAACGAGCUGUAAAACACGCGUGGAAACCAAGCCCCGACAGGACUUCUCCCAGUUGGAAGAAUCACUGUCCGAAAAAAGAAACUUCUAGAUGUCUAUUUUUUUUGUACUCUAUUUGAAACACUUUUUUGUGAGUGAAGCCCACUUUUUGUGCGAUUUUAGGAGCAAAUUUUUAUUCUUAUUUUUAUGUAGCUCAGAAUUAUUUUUGUUCUGCUCUGCUCCAUGGUAGUCUUGUCCUUACGACUGUUUUAGUAAUGAACCAAUAAUCAGUCAGCAUACCGUAGUUACUGCUGUCUCUCUCCUCAACACUGGAACCUUCACAUUAUAAUCCACUGGGUUCAAGAAAAGCAGCAAAUAUUCUGUAACAGUUCUGUUUUUAAUAGAUUUGACAAAAUCCAUAUUAUUCAUAUGUGAAAGUAACACAUGAGACAUACAGGGUACCAAUAACACAGUAUGGUCCGAGUACUGAUUGAGUGUGUGUGUGUGUAUGAAACAGGAUCUACUUUCUAGAAAAACAAAAGUACAGUCUCAUGAGUGCUAGGUGUUAUUUUGUGUGUGUGUAUGUGCGCGCGCACGCAUGUGUGUGUUCUGUUGUACCAGUAAAAAAAAAAAAAAAAAAGGUAGAUUGAUA
Messenger RNA from Micropterus salmoides (largemouth bass), 5232 nucleotides. RefSeq names its product alpha-2-macroglobulin (gene a2m1). The record is from RefSeq and is a predicted model, not a curated record. Bases 153 to 4616 code for a protein of 1487 amino acids. NCBI's taxonomy places the organism in Eukaryota, Metazoa, Chordata, Actinopteri, Centrarchiformes, Centrarchidae. Gene Ontology annotation, molecular function: endopeptidase inhibitor activity. Gene Ontology annotation, cellular component: extracellular region. The transcript is spliced from 36 exons.